CUUGUGUAGGAAAUAUAGCAGUCCCUUGCAUCGUCACGAUCGAAAUAAUUUAUCGUGUGGCUUUUGUAAGGCACGUAAAAUGUCUUGGAUUUAACACAAUUUUCUUUACUGUGUACGUAGACUGGUACAGUCAUAGGUAGGUUGUAGGUAGGAGGUAGGAGGUAGGAGGUACAGCUAAACGUCUUUCUCUGGCAAGCAGUAGCAGCAACAACGGGGAUAAUAUCCUCCUCUCGAUAUAGUCAGACCUCGAAAAUUUUCAUGCCAGUUAACGUUUUCUCGCCGCGAGAAACGGGUCGAUGCGAAUCACUGUAAACUCUACUACCAAAAUAUUGUUCGAAACUCAGUCAAGUUGAUUAAAAAUAAAUAAAUGAUAAUCAAAUCGAAUCCGCUAAACCAUCAUUCACGGAUGUAUUAGAAGAAUCAAUGACGAUAAGUGCUUAAAUAAAACUUCCCUCGGACACACACGUGCGUGUAUGUGAUUAUGUAACUUAUUCGGAUGAAAAUUAAUCAAUUUACCAAGCGAAUUAAUCUAUCGGAUAUAUUUAUCGUUGGAGUGGUGCGUGCAAUCCAUGAUCAUAUUAUCCACAUACGUACAUAAUUGAAUCAUGUAGACGAAGACGUUGUUAUAAAAAACAAAAAUUAAUUAAUUAAGAAGAAGCAUCUACGAUUAUAAUUAUUUGGGUAAAUGCAUUGAAACUUACAACAUAACAAUAUGUAUGUGAAUUAAGAGCGUAAUAAUUACAUCGGUGUUCGUUUUAUUGUUUCAAUUAAUAUUGCACCAAAAAAAGAGAAACCUUUUAUGUGCCUGUAUGUUAAUAAUAACAAUUUAAUCAAUUCAGAGGACAAGCUUCGUCGAUCAACGCAUAAAAUUGUAAUUGUUCUUUUUUUCGCGGUGUAUCCAAAUUUCGGAGAUUCGCGCGGUUCGAUUCAUUUCAUAUACUUGUUACAUACGCAUCCUCGCGAGUACCUACUCGUAUCCAUAGGUACGACGAAAAGUUAAUUUCUAACUAAUAUUAUACGCUAAACAUGGAUUCUCCUGUCAUCUUGGACAACGCUCCGGAAUACGUCCAGUACACGGAGCGCGAUUUUCCUGGAUUUCCAUUCGACGACGACGGGUUCGAGAGACGAGGGAAUAUCAGGUCACACUUGGACGACCUCGCGGCUCGACAUCCCGAAUUCGCCGAUCAUCUGUUGGGUCCACCCUGGGGCGACGCACCCUUUCUUGGGACAUCGAGAAACAGGAGACGAGGAUCUGGUCUUGGCUCAUAUUCUCAGGGGCAGACGGACGACGAUAUCCGUAGUCAGGCCAGUGGAAGUAGCGCAGCCAGCGCAGCCAGUGGAGCGAGUGGUGUUAGCUCUCACGGGGAUCCUGAGCCUUAUUCCGGUGCGGAGUUACGAGAACCUGGAACUAGUAACCGAAAGAAUAAUAUCCCUCAAUACGGACUGCGCAAUACCGUAGAUAUCGGUCAACAUAGACACAAUAUGGACAACUUGGACAAGAUUAACAGGGGACAAAGAUCUGCAUCUGCACCUCCGGAGAAUCGACAAACGGAACCGCAGCAACAGCAAGAACAGCCCCAGCAUCAGCAGGCGCAGCAGCAGAUGCAGAAUCCUAAUCAACGAUUCGUUACGCGCGUCGAUAUCACCCCCCAGCAGCAACAACAAGGUGAUGUCUCGAAACCAUCUCCGCAAUCCCCACCGCUGCAAACACCGCCCCAGCCUCAGCCCCAGACUCAGCCGAAGCAGCAAAGCAAUGUUAGGCAUAUACCGAUAUUUGUAGAGGGACGCGAUGAACCUGUAGUUCCAAAGAACUUGGAGGAACCUAUUUUUUCACAGCCCCAGCAACACCAACAAUCCCCGCACUCACCCCCACAGUUUCACAGACCCUCGCACUUCAAUCAACAUUUUGCUAAUAAUCGGCAACAGCAACAGCAAUGGCCUCCGCAGAGCCACCAACAAACGCCACAUCACUUUUAUCAACAGCAUCAACAAACUCCACAAAGUGAUCAACAAUCUUAUACUCAACAGGCUUAUAACAAGCCCAAUCACUAUCAGCAGCAGCAACAAGAAUAUCGUCAUCAGCAAGCCGAAAAACAAAAAGCGCAGCAACAAAAACAACAGCAGUCUCAGCCAGAAGCUGAACCACCGAAACCGAAACAGAUUCAGCCCAAGGAACCUCUGGAAAGAGUUGCCAUUGUUCAAAAUGAAGUAGACUCUUUGAAGGAACAGGUAAAAUUAUUUGCUGGCAAUUCGAGAAAGGAUAAGGAUUACAUGUAUCUGGACGAAAUGCUGACCAGGGAGCUGAUAAAACUUGACGAUAUAGAGACGGAGGGCAAGCCUAAUGUUAGACAGGCUAGGAAGGAUGCGAUAAAAAGUAUACAGGAAUGUAUCGCGCUUUUAGAAUCGAAAGUUCCACUACCAGGACAGGAACAACAGAAUCCUGUAGCAGAGGAAGAAGAACCCUCACCUUCCAUAGAGACUGAGGGCACACCUGCAGUUGGAGCAAUUGAAACAGAAGUUUCACAGAGUGCCCCAAUUCCACUACCUCCUGCUCCAUCGACUGAGCAGAAUUCUCUGGUUGAGGACCUCGAAAUUCCAGUUACCGACGAACCAAUGACUAUGGAAAUGUCAUCUCUCGAAAAGGCAGCCUCUACAACCGAGAUGGAAACGCAGCAGAGUGGUGAUAGUUCGAAGUUAUCAGAAACACAAUCAUCACAAGAUAAUACCACUAAUAUUGAACAGCAAACAAUCGAUAUCGAUAAUGCAAAAAAUGUUAAAUCACUAAAAAAAAACAGGAAGACUACUGUGACACCUAAACCCAUCUCCGAGGAAGCAAUACCUCUGCCUGCUCCUGAAAUUAGUCACACCUAAAGUAGAACAAAUUUAUGGAAUAUUUGAGGGAAGAGUCUUUUAUAAUUUGUAAACAGACUGCAUCUGCGGUAAUUGCCUGAUCUUUUGUGCUUAUUGCCAUACUAUAGGUGCCGAUCCCUUUCAAGGGAUGUUUGUUUGUAACAUCUCUAACUCUUGACAUCUUGUGUUAAGUAAAUGGUACCAGUACUAUUUUAGUACGUACCUGAGUACCCGAUCCUGUUCCUUAACUAUUUUUUAUAACUUGAUGACAAUUGUCUAAAACAAUGAGGUAGCGUCCAUACAAAGGUGAUGAACACAAGUCGAUUAAAGUUAUAAUGAGUUUAUAUCUUAUCUGUUGAGUAUUAUGUCAUAGCGUAAUUAAGCAUGUAUAUUAUUGAUAAUUUAUUGAAUGUCUGUCAGUGGCAUGGCCAUGGCCAUUCACAGGGUCACGUUCAGUUGAGUAGAGUUUCAAAUUUAUACCUCCGCAAGUUUUUUCUCUAUUUUAUUUGAAAAAAUGAUGAAUUGUUUUUUUAGGAUUCACUGAUAGCCCGUAUAUUGAAAUUGCAUAACAUAAAUAUUUAGAUAUGAGCAAGGCACCCUACUCCUAAUCCUAUUCUACUUGUCAUGUAAACUUAUUUUCCAUCACAAAAUGGAUAGUGUUAUGCACGCUAUUCGCAUACCUCGCAUUUGUUUUUCACAAAACAUAUUCACUAAUAGCAGCAGCUGUAGCAGCUUUGGCAAAGGUAUUUCACAUGUGUGUUCUCAUUAAAAAAAACGAACGAUAAUUAUACAUAUGUAAAGUUUCGAAUAUAGAAGACAUUUAUCAGAUUGGUAAUAGGAAAUAAGUUACCUGUAUGCUACGCCUGUACGCUUUUUGCUGCAAGCAGUUAGGUUCACUAGAGGUGCCUGAAUCUUGUAGAAAAUAUAAAAUAUAAAAAUGCCUUCCAACUGAUAUUUUUCCAUGUCAUAUAGUAAUUAUAUGCUAAUAUAAAUUUCAUCAUUUCAUUAGUAAAUCAUUGCAAGCAAUUGGUCAUAUUCUAGACCAACAAUGCAUGGUUUUGACGAUAAACUGAAUCUGAGCGGAGAAACAAAUUUUUUAUGCGGUGGUGCUUUAACAACCAUGUACCGCUUAUUUUUUUUUUUUUGAGAGAGAAAAUGUAUGAGGACAUGUAACAAGACCAAGAUAUUUAUUACUUGAUUUUUUUUUCGUAGAAAAAUAUUUGUUUGCAUGCUUAAUUUUCAAGAUAUACAGGCGUUAUAUUCUUGUGCGUUUGUGAAAGGUAAUUCUCUUAUUUUCCGGAAUUAAUGAUAUGAUAUUAGAUUGCCUACAAUAUAAAUACAUGUGAAAGAUAAAGAGAUGUAUUAUUUUAAGCAUAUACAUUUUGUAUUGUUGCGAAAAACUAUAGUGUGUCUUGUACAAAUGCCAAAACGGAAGUGUAAUUAUUUUAUCAAAUAAACUGUAAUAAGCUAAUAUGAAUUCAAAUAUAUUACUCUUGCUUUCGCA
Messenger RNA from Athalia rosae (coleseed sawfly), 4354 nucleotides. RefSeq names its product BAG domain-containing protein Samui (gene stv). NCBI's taxonomy places the organism in Eukaryota, Metazoa, Arthropoda, Insecta, Hymenoptera, Athaliidae. Gene Ontology annotation, biological process: protein stabilization. The coding region runs from base 1027 to 2871 and encodes 614 amino acids. The record is from RefSeq and is a predicted model, not a curated record. Gene Ontology annotation, molecular function: protein-folding chaperone binding; adenyl-nucleotide exchange factor activity. The transcript is spliced from 2 exons. Gene Ontology annotation, cellular component: cytoplasm; cytosol; membrane.